CUUACUACUGGCGCGCAGGGCAAUUUCGCGCAAUAAUACGAAAUGAAACCAUGACCAGCUCACGCAGCCAUGUCAGUAUGCAGAGCAAGUACGACCGCGUGGUCCUGUUGGUGGACAUGGACUGCUUCUUCUGCCAGGUGGAGGAGAAGCAGCAGCCGGAGUACCGCAACCGCCCCCUGGCCGUUGUCCAGUACAACCCGUGGCGCGGAGGCGGAAUCAUUGCGGUGAACUAUGCGGCGCGGGCCAAGGGAGUGACGCGCCACAUGCGCGGGGACGAGGCCAAGGACCUGUGCCCGGACAUCGUCCUCUGCCAGGUGCCCAACAUCCGGGAGAAGGCCGACACCAGCAAGUACCGAGAUGCCGGCAAGGAAGUGGCCAACGUGCUGCAGCGCUUCACGAAGCUCCUGGAGCGCGCUUCCGUGGACGAGGCGUACCUGGACAUCACGGAGACAGUGAGCCUGCGAAUGCAGCAGAUGCAGAGCGGAGCCUUUGCUCUGCAGCCCCAGGAACUCGUAAACUCCUUUGCCGUGGGCUACCCCAACAUCGGCGACUACGUCAACAAGAUCACGAACCGCUUCGCCAAUCCCUACAUGGACGACGAACGCUUCCAGAUGUCCUACGACCAAAACGACCUCCCCGCCGUGCGGCAAAGCGACAUUCGACUGCUCAUCGGUGCCUCGGUGGCCGGAGAGGUGCGGGCGGCUGUCAAGAAGGAGACCGGAUACGAGUGCUCGGCCGGGAUAGCGCACAACAAGAUACUGGCCAAGUUGGCAGCCGGCAUGAACAAGCCCAACAAGCAGACCAUCCUGCCGCUGGCGGAGACCGCUGCCCUGUUUGAUUCCCUGCCUGUGGGCAAAAUCAAGGGGCUGGGCGGCAAGUUCGGCGAGGUGGUGUGCGAGACCAUGGGCGUUAAGUUCCUGGGCCAGCUGGUCAAGUUUACGGAGGCCGAACUGCAGCGCAAGUUUGACGAGAAGAAUGGUACCUGGCUGUUCAACAUCUCCCGCGGCAUCGACCUGGAGGCAGUCACUCCGCGCUUCUACUCCAAGAGCAUUGGCUGCUGCAAAAAGUUUCCUGGGCGGAACAACAUCACGGGAUUGAAAACCCUGCAGCACUGGUUGGGCGAACUUUCCUCGGAGAUCAACGAUCGGCUAGAGAAGGACUUCAUCGAGAACAAUCGCAGGGCCAAGCAGAUGGUGGUGCAAUACGUGCAGGACAUUGACGGCGAGGAGGUGGCCAGCUCCCGCUCAACGGCUCUCAAGGAUUACGACCAGGAAUCGAUCGUAAAGUAUGCCUUGGACCUAAUCAAGGCCAACACCAAGACGUUCCUGCGUGCCGGCAGCGAGGCUGCUCUGAACAAUGCGAUCAAGUUCCUGGGCAUCAGCGUGGGCAAGUUCGAAACAGUUUCUAGUGCCCAGAAUAAGUUGCAGGAGAUGUUCGCCAACCAGGCUGCCAAAAAACGCAGAGUCAGCGGAGAAGAGCCAGUGCAACCCCCAAAGGUUCAAAUGGAAAAGAAGCCGAAGCAGACGGAGGAGUCAAAGAUGAAGAGUUUUUUUGCAAACUAUCUGCAAGGGGCCAAGAAAGAGGACACAAAGCCGUCUGAAGCUGCGACAAAGAAGAGUUUCGUCGAGGAGUACAAGCAGAAGCUCCAUGAGACUACAAAGUCGGAGGCAGCUGCCGAGGGAACUGCUCUCACCUCAACGCCGCCGGAGUUCAAGGAAAGCUUCUUUUCCCAGUUCCUGAAACAACAAAAACAGACGCGGCAGCAGGACUCAGAGUCAGUGGGCGAGGACUCGUCAGAUAUCCAGGGCUUGGCGGAGGAACUGGACGCCAUUGAGGCUAGCAAUACAAAAGAGGAUGCCGUGAAGACUAGCAACACUAACGAUUUUGAUGAAGACACUGAAGAGGAGACGGAGCUAACUGGUAAUAUCCGUAAAUCACCCAAAGUCUUGCGGGAGGAGCAGCCAACUAAAUCAAAUUCUACAACACGGAUGGAACUUCCCAUAUCCACCAAAGCAAGUAUAGCGCCUGAUCUAACUAUACUUCCUCCUCUGACUGAAGAAGAACUGCAACCUUCAACGUCGAAGAGGAAGUUUGAUGAGCUUGAUACUUCUGCCAAAAACUACAAGGAAAGCUACGCCGAGUUUGCUGUCCCCGAGCUCCGCACCGAUCUUCUGCCCAUGAUCAAAUGCGAUCAGUGCGGAGUGAACAUACCCGAUGACGUCAAGUCUCUGCAAACGCAUAGAGAUCAUCACUUCGCGCAGGAACUAAGUCGAGAGCUGAGGAGCAACGAACGGGAGGAGAGAAUGCAGAGUCGCCAGAAGGUUUCUCCUAAGCCGACGCCAUCGAAGAAAAUUAAAAAGACAAGUGCUUCUGGCACUUCAAGUUCCUCAGCUCGACCGACUAACACCAUAGCCAAGUUCUUCAGCGUCAAGGCGGCUGAGCAGCCACCAUCCAGUGAUGCUCAGAUGCAGCAGUGCACCGAGUGUAAGGCCUUUAUCAAGAACGUGGACAUGCCGGAGCACCUGGACUACCACGUGGCCAGGAAUCUGCAGCGCGAACUUAACCAACAGGAUAUGCGCACUCGAACCGCGGCCCUUGGCAAGGAAAAGACAUCCCCUGCCCAGCAAAAAAACAAGAAGCAACUAAACGCAACUAUUGCCGGUUCCUCAAGUGGAAACAAGACAAUUGCACAGUUCUUCAGCCAAAGCCAUUAAUUUCCGUCUAUUUUACCGAAUUUAGAUUGCUUUCUAAGAAGGGACCGCAAACAGCUUUAGCUUAUCAUUAUAUUGAUCAGUUACUGUAGGAUCUAAGCGAAAUCAAAAAUGAGAACAUAGCUUUUGUUUAAAAAUAUCCAACCAAUUUACAUUUCUUUCUAUUUUUCGAUUCCGGUUUUAUACUGAAUCAAAAAAGCAAAAAAUAUAAUUAAGUUUGUUUACACAUAACUCAGGUAUAAAAUUCUCAAUCAGGCUCUGGACAGCAAAUUGAUUUGAGCAUUUUUUGUUUGUUUUGUUAAAUAUAAGUUUCGUGCUCUACACAGCCAAGUGAACAAUACCACUUUUUUGUUAUUUGUAAAUUUAUUCACGUUUAUAAGCUCUUAAGGUCAAGGCGAGCCAUGAAGCUCAUUUAUUAUCAUUUGUACAUUUGUUUUUUUUUCCAAUUUCAUAGCCUAGCUUAAGUAUCAAUGUUGAACAUUACCAAUUUCCAUCCGAUAAUAAAUAAGGCCCAGUGAUCUAUAAUGCUAAAA
Molecule: messenger RNA, 3244 nt
Organism: Drosophila takahashii
Lineage: Eukaryota; Metazoa; Arthropoda; Insecta; Diptera; Drosophilidae
Gene: PolH
Product: DNA polymerase eta
Biological process (GO): error-prone translesion synthesis; response to radiation
Cellular component (GO): replication fork; site of double-strand break; nucleus
Molecular function (GO): damaged DNA binding; DNA-directed DNA polymerase activity
Source: RefSeq, a predicted model, not a curated record